Messenger RNA from Owenia fusiformis, 1912 nucleotides. The record is from the annotation of a GenBank genome assembly. NCBI's taxonomy places the organism in Eukaryota, Metazoa, Annelida, Polychaeta, Sabellida, Oweniidae.
CAGAUUCAGGAUCGAUAUAUCUGGGAUCCAGGAUAGUCAAGUGAGCUCCAAUCGGCUCUUAUAUGCCACUCGCAAUCGAGCAGGACGCGGCUUAUCAUUUGCAGAUAAAGUUCGAAUUCAUGAAAGCAAACAACUAAAGGCAUUAUGACAAAAAGUUGUGGAAAAUUUAAAUGAAUGACUAGAAGCAAGACAAAAACAAAAAUAAAGUGGAAUAAUUUUAAAUAUACAGAGGUAAAAUGAAGAUUGACCAUUACACGUUCACUCUAUUGCUUGUUGGCCUGUUACUCUAUGGAUUGGGACUGUCAGAAUCUAAAGACAAAAACGGAGAUGGGACUAAAUCAUUCAAGAAACAUCGAGACAGAGCACAAAAAGACAAAGCACUUCGGGAAAAGGCAUUCAGAGAUAAACCCCAAAGGGACAAAUCACUAAAACAACCCAGAAAUGCAGAUCUAGAGGAGUUGGAGGAGAAAAAUGAUGGAACCUGCUCUCUGGAGGUUCGUUGUACUGACGCCGGAAGUUUACCCGCUUCGCUACCUAUCAAAGGGCCCAAAGGACCACCUGGAAAACCGGGUGAAAGUGGGUCGCCAGGGAUGAAUGGCAUACCCGGGCUUCCAGGAAAACCAGGCUUUCCUGCUCCAACACCACACCAGGUUGCGUUCAUGGCUGGUCUUUCUGAGAACAUUGGACCAGUAGAUGUAAACUCUGACAUUGUCUUCGAUCGGAUACUGACAAACCGGGGAAAGGGCUAUGAUGAGAAUACUGGCAGGUUCACAGCUCCACAUAAUGGCACUUAUCAGUUCUUUGUUGUAAUAUCCGCACAGGGUCGACAGAAGGCAGCUGUGAAAUUGAUGCGUUCAGUGGGACUCGGAGGAAAGAAACAAUCUAUGAUAUUCACUGUAUGGGCCGAGAGUAUCCCUUACUGGGCCACUGCGACAAAUACUGCCAUCUUGGAUCUCGAGAAAGGGGAUCAGGUGUGGCUGGUGCUACUAGCAAGAGCACCAUACCUGCACGGAUACAUGUACUCCACAUUUACAGGGACCAUACUAUUCUAGAUACUUGAUUGCAGCGGGGAGGCAGAACCGACAGUAGACUCAAUUAGAGUGAGCAGCCAUAAAUGUCAAGAUAUCUGGCGAUAUGUUCAGAGUAGUUCGCGAUAUGAUCCAAGCUGGGUUACCAACCUCGAAUGUACGGACGUGUAACUUCAAACAUAAAAUAGUGUUCUGCAUUAACUGACAUUAUUUUGCCAGAGGACACCAUUCCAUCUUGUUAGCUGUAUAAGUGUUGACAAAAAGUUGCACUACGUCUGUCAAGCCAUGCACUAUAAACUGACACAUAUAGGUCGUGGUUAGACGUUUAGACAGUUUCAUUAAUUAUAAUCUGACAAUAAUCAGGCCUAGCAAUGUAAUUGUUAUAUAUAUAUGUUAAUGUCCAUAUUUGCCACACUUAGUACAGGAACAUUUAGCUACUUCAUAAAUCAUGUGAGGUAUAAACGUAUUUAUAUAAAUAUUCGAAAAAAGAAUGUUCUAACUAAAACUGGUCUCGCUAACCACCCAAAUUCACUUUUGUUUCAAUCCAUAGCUGGGCAUACAAAAUUCUCCGUCCAAAUAUCUCAUUAUCAGUCAUGCUUCAACUUACCAUUUCGGAAUUGUGAGAUGACUGAAAAAAUCACUAAGAUUUCACUCUGGAGAAUUUAUAUCUGCUCCCUCAGUGGAUAGAGGAGAAGUCAAACCAUUAAGUCAAAUGGAGAUUCCAACCCUUUUCGUCAAUUCUUGCAUACAUAAGAGUUAUGUUGUUGGAGGUUUUGGAUAUCGGGGUAUACCCCGAGGAAAAUAUAGAUAUCUCACUGAGGCACCGGAGGGUCCGAGGUAAGAUAUCAUAUUUCCAGAGGGAUAUACCCCAUAUUCAAAAGUGA